UCAAUAGUUCUAAGGUAAUUCUCAUAGUCCAGAGUAGCAGUACCCUUCUUCUUGGCACCACAAUGAAGAAGGGGAACAUGUUGAAUUACAGGAAGAAAAAAGAAACAAUCAAGAAAAAAACUAUGGAGCUUUCAAUCCUCUGUGGCGUUAAAGCUUGCGUCGUUCUUGUUGAUCCUAAUGGGGAAGUUGAUACAUGGCCUGAAAAUCCGACGGACAUGAACCCCAUUAUUCAAUCCUACAAAAAAAGUCUAAUUGACGGCAAGAAAGUAGUAAAGUCAAAAAAGAAUCUUGAUCUGUUUUGUGAUAAUGAUGAUGAUCAGUGGCUUAGUAACAUGUCUAGAGAGUCGAAAGAAAGUUUGUUGGUGAAGUUGAAUUCGAAAUUAGCGGCUGUGGAGAAAAGGAUUGAAUUCUUGAAGAUGGUGAAUAAUGGACAUGGAGUUGUUGGUAAUGUUACUGGUUUAAGUUCAGGAGGAAAAGAAGUAGUUGCUAAUCAAGAACCCCAUAAUUCAGAUUUUGAAUUCUUGGAAAGUAUUGUUGGAAUUAAUGGUGAUCAACUGAGAAACAAUAGUGCUAAUUAUAAUCAAGGAAACGAAGUUAUUAUUGCUGAUCAAGAAUUCUGGGAAAUUAGUGGUGCAAUUAGUGGUGAUCAAUUGAGAAACAAUAGUGCUUAUAAUCAAGAAAACGAAGUUAUUAUGGCUGAUCAAGAAUUCUGGGAAAGUGGUGGUGCAAUUAGUGGUGAUCAACUGAGAAACAAUGGUGCUUAUAAUCAAGGAAACGAAUUUGUUGUGGCUGAUCAAGAAUUAUGGGGUAGUGUUGCAAUUAAUAAUGGUGAUAAACUGAGAAAUUGUUCUGCUUAUGAUCAAGUCCAAGGAGUUGAUAUUUUUGGGCAUGAUGGACGAUUAGUGGUAAUACCUAAUGAGAUGAACAUGUGGGAGACACUAAACAAUCUGGAGAAGUACGAUUUUGGGACUAAUGAUCUUUGGCCAAUGGUCUCUGAUCCUGAAUUUGAUCUAUUGCCACAACAAGAGGCUACUGGUUUUGGUACAUUGUUGAACAGUCUACUUGCUAAUGAGCCUAAUUAUGAUUAUUCCAUUCCCUUUUCCGCUAAUACUUUCUAGGUUUUCUGCUAACUAUUCCCCCAAGUUUUGAAUUUUUUUUGGGGUGUGUGUUGAGCUUAGAUAUUCUUUUGUAUUUUUUGGAAUUUCUUUUUUAGGUAGAAUACUGGUUUUACUAUGUAUUUGUCUGGGGGUAGUUCGGUUUGGCGUACAUGCAGGUGUAGUCAUUAGUUUUUGUUGGGUAAAUUUACUGCUCCUUCAAAAUUGUUUAUUGAUUGCUGUACUUAGUUGAUGCAGUUUUUUUGGUAAAAAUAGGUUAUGUUA
Messenger RNA from Lycium ferocissimum, 1379 nucleotides. RefSeq lists its product as uncharacterized. The record is from RefSeq and is a predicted model, not a curated record. The transcript has a single exon. Bases 63 to 1118 code for a protein of 351 amino acids. Lineage: Eukaryota; Viridiplantae; Streptophyta; Magnoliopsida; Solanales; Solanaceae. Gene Ontology annotation, molecular function: DNA binding; protein dimerization activity.